Messenger RNA from Echinostoma caproni, 270 nucleotides. NCBI's taxonomy places the organism in Eukaryota, Metazoa, Platyhelminthes, Trematoda, Plagiorchiida, Echinostomatidae. The record is from the annotation of a GenBank genome assembly.
AUGGAAUGUGCCUGGUGGCUCACGACUCCAGACUAUGAUCAGAAAAAUAUUGACAUCAAGCUUUCGUCGUGUGUCCCCGACGACAAGGACAAUUGUUAUCUGUACUAUGUUCGGCUGUGGGACAGUCGUGGACCGGACAAGAGGAGAUUGAACAAGAUUAAUGAUACCGACAUUAUUUCCUAUUCAACCCGAUCGAGUUCGGUUAUCGUGGAAUAUUUCGGUUGUGAGGCCGAAAUGCCCAUUCGCUUGGAUAUCAGUUUGAGCGAAUAA